This is a messenger RNA of Varanus komodoensis (Komodo dragon), 2502 nucleotides long. RefSeq names its product SWI/SNF related, matrix associated, actin dependent regulator of chromatin, subfamily d, member 2 (gene SMARCD2). Gene Ontology annotation, cellular component: SWI/SNF complex; nucleus. Bases 45 to 1580 code for a protein of 511 amino acids. Gene Ontology annotation, biological process: regulation of transcription by RNA polymerase II. NCBI's taxonomy places the organism in Eukaryota, Metazoa, Chordata, Lepidosauria, Squamata, Varanidae. The transcript has 13 exons. The record is from RefSeq and is a predicted model, not a curated record.
CGCCUGCGGCCGUUGCCCUCGCCGAGCAGCUCCCCCCGCCUCCCAUGGCCGGCCGCGGCGGGUUUCCGCUUACGCCGCCGCCCCCGGGGGGACCCCCGCCGGCCGCCUCGAUAGCGGCGGCUGCCGCCGUCCCUCCCCCCACGGCUCCCGGACCGGGAGGGGGGCUCUUGAGAGGACCCAGCCCGGCCGGGGCCACUCCAUACCGGCCCAUGGGGCACGCCGCUCCAUUCCAACGCGCUGGGAUGCUGCCUAUUGGCCGGAUGCCCAUGACAGGAUUGCAGGUAGGAUCACCAUCAGGGCCACCAUAUGGAGCAGCUUCUCCACUGAGACCUGGAAUGCCACAGGCCAUGAUGGAUCCAUUCCGGAAGCGCCUCCUUGCUCCGCAGACCCAGCCACCACCAUCAUUAACCCAAAGACGAGGGCUGAAAAGAAGGAAGAUGGCAGACAAAGUCCUUCCACAGAGGAUUCGUGAGCUGGUCCCAGAGUCUCAAGCUUACAUGGAUUUGUUGGCUUUUGAACGGAAGCUGGAUCAGACCAUUGCCCGCAAGAGGAUGGAGAUCCAGGAGGCCAUCAAGAAACCUUUGACGCAAAAGCGGAAGCUGCGUAUUUACAUCUCUAAUACGUUUACACCUGGCAAGGAAGAAUCUGAAGGUGGCGAACGCAUAGCCUCAUGGGAACUUCGUGUGGAGGGCAAGCUCCUGGAUGAUCCAAGUAAGCAGAAGAGGAAGUUCUCAUCCUUUUUCAAGAGCUUGGUCAUCGAGCUAGACAAAGAACUGUAUGGCCCAGACAACCAUCUGGUGGAGUGGCAUCGAAUGCCCACAACCCAAGAGACAGAUGGCUUCCAAGUCAAACGCCCAGGUGAUGUCAAUGUGAAAUGCACCCUGCUGCUCAUGCUGGACCACCAGCCUCCUCAGUACAAGCUGGACCCUCGUCUCGCUCGCCUGCUGGGUGUUCACACACAGACCCGUGCCAAUAUCAUGCAGGCCCUGUGGCUCUACAUUAAACACAACAAGCUCCAGGAUAGUCAUGAGAAAGAGUACAUCAACUGCAACCGUUACUUUCGCCAGAUCUUUGGCUGCACCCGCAUGCGAUUCUCUGAGAUACCCAUGAAGUUGGCAGGACUGCUGCAGCAUCCAGAUCCCAUUGUUAUCAACCACGUGAUCAGUGUGGACCCUAAUGACCAGAAGAAGACAGCCUGUUAUGACAUUGAUGUGGAAGUGGAUGACCCCUUGAAGGCCCAAAUGAGCAACUUCUUGGCCUCCACCACUAACCAGCAGGAAAUUGCUUCCCUGGAUGUCAAGAUCCAUGAAACUAUUGAGUCUAUCAACCAGCUGAAGACCCAGCGAGAUUUCAUGCUGAGUUUCAGUAGCAACCCCCAGGACUUCAUCCAGGAGUGGAUCAGAUCUCAGCAGAGGGACUUGAAGAUCAUCACAGACGUGGUUGGCAACCCAGAAGAGGAGAGACAUGCAGAGUUCUACCAGCAACCAUGGAUACAAGAGGCUGUUGGGAGACAUGUCUUUGCCAAGGUUCAGCAGCGCAGGCAAGAACUGGAACAAGUGCUUGGUGUUCGCCUUACCUAGUGCUCUCCCCUCCACCAGCUCUUCUGCACCUUGUGGUACUCUGGAGUGGACCAGCAAGCAGACCAUGCUUGUUGAAAAAACCUCAGCCACUGGCAAGGCUGGGGAAUCCUGCUGUCUGCCCCCACUGUUGUCAGGGGUGGAGGGUGCUUAUUCAGUAGUCUUCUGGAACUAUUCAAGGCUUCAAGCCUGCUUUUUAUAAUAGGGGAAAGUGAGUUCCUCUCCCUCACCAGACCCCUAUCCUUCCUAUGCGCUUUUCCUCUGGGACACUGGGAACUUUUUUGUUUUUGAGUUGCCUUCUACCUCUUAGCUGAGUCUCAUCAGCCUCUGUUGCAAUGCAGGAAGGCUGCUGCUACUCCUUUUUAACCAAAGCUUUGUCCAUUCCAAACUGCCAGCAUUGCUGGCAUUUAGUCUUUGCACUAUCUUUUUUUUUGGGGGGGGGGAGGGGGUGAAAAGUAGAAGUUUUGUUUUUGUACAGAGGAAGGUUUGUAGUAGGUAGCUCCCCUUCCACCAUAUGCAAUGCAACAACAGUUGUGUGGGAUCAAAGGGGAGGGGUUUGCUGUUCUGUUGAUGACAAUCAAUUGCUAUUUCUUCCCUAGUUCUCCAGCAUGUGAGAUGUAGAAGAUGGACAUUAGGGACCAGUUCUUUAGCAAGGCCACUUGGUGCUGCAGGAAGCAUUCCUGAGGUUGCCAGUCAAGGGGAGAUAGGUUACAUUUGCCUCAGCCUUCUUGGGCCCCUUAAGUGCCUUCACUCCCUAAGCUCCUGGACCCUCGCAGCACUUAACUUAGAAAAUUCCCCUCCUGCUUUGGCUCAUGGCUUACGAUGUAGUUGGCCAAGCCGGAGCUAAUGGGACUUUCACUUAAGAAUGUUGUUACCUGUUUCUAUGUUGAAGGUUUUCUAAUAAAAUUAUUCUUAAUCAGUAGUA